GAUGAUACAACAGAGCUCGUUAUGACGACAUACACGUUUUAAAUCAAAACCUUGUGACAAACUACAGCGAGUUACAACCUGACCUCAAACAGAGAAACAUCUCAGUGGGAAUGGAAACAACUAUGGAAAGUACACCAGAACUACAAGCAAACACAACUUCAAUACCGCUUCAGUAGCUGUGUUCAGCGGACAUGGAGAAAAGUGUUAAGCUUCAACAAAUCCGGGGGAUUGCUAGACAGAAGGAGGUAGCUGCCAAGCUGGAAACUCUGCAGCAGGACUGCGAGAAGAAGGUGAGCCAGGUCAUCCGGGAAAAGGAUGAUGUGAUCACCAGUGUCAGGAAGGAAAGGAUGGGACUGAUGGAGGGAAAUCUGGAGAGCUUCGCCAAGGUGAGAGCAUUAGGGACACAGAUCCGCCAGAGACAGACAGAGGGAAAGGAGAAGAACUUUAACAAAAUACAGGAGCUGCAGAAACAGGAGUGGCUCAACAGGGAACAGGAGUGGCUCAACAAGGUGAGCAAGAUGGAGGAGGAGAUGAAGCUCCUGAUUCAGCAAUAUUUCGAGCUUCAGAGAAAACAUCAAACAAAGACAAGGCCAAGAUGGCAAAGGAUGAAAGAAAAGGCAAAGGAGACAGAAAAGAGGCUGAAGAAGGAGAGAAAAGAGGUGGAGGAGAGAGAGGAAAAUUAAAGGAAGGAUAAGAAAAGAUUAAAGACAGAGAAGAAAGAAAACAAGGAAAGGGAAAAAAGAGAUGAAGAAGGAGAGUGAAGAAACAGCAGUCCCCUCCAACCAACCCUCCAACCGCAAGCCUUUACCAGCAAAAGAGGUGUCAUUAUUAGUAUCUAAUUA
Messenger RNA from Etheostoma spectabile (orangethroat darter), 842 nucleotides. Its product is annotated as centrosomal protein of 55 kDa. Lineage: Eukaryota; Metazoa; Chordata; Actinopteri; Perciformes; Percidae. The record is from RefSeq and is a predicted model, not a curated record. The transcript is spliced from 3 exons. The coding region runs from base 192 to 683 and encodes 163 amino acids.